ACGGUCAUGCUCACUUAUAAAGGUGGCCUCCUGGCCCCCCAUACAGCAUUCCAGUCCUUGGAAAGCCUCGUGUUCCCUAGAAAAAAUUCCUGUCCAAAAUGCCUAACGUCAUCGGAGUCAUCGUUCUUGCCCGCAACGGCGACAGGCUUGGUUACGUCCAAGACCCAUUCACCUAUUUAUCCUCCUCGACGCACCUCACUCCUCUAGGCGCUGUCCAGUCCCACCAGCUCGGUUCCUACCUUAGGUCAACCUACCUCAAUCCGUCGUCCCCCUCUUACAUCACCGGACUUAACCCCGACCUCGCUAAUCCCAAACAGAUCAAAGUUCGGGCCAAAGCCGGCGGAGAAGGCGACCCGGUCUUUGACUCUACCAUCGCGGUUCUCCAAGGUCUCUUCCCACCCACUCUGCGCAAUUCCAUCGUUCUCGCUAACGAGAGCGUCGUCACCGCGCCGCUUGGAGGGUACCAGUAUGUACCCGUGGAGACUGUAGAGCCAGGAAACGACAGGUCUCUCGAGCCAUGGACGUCCUGCCCCGCGUUCCUCAAGCACAUCGCGCACGUCUACGAGUCUGACGAGUUCAAAGCCAAGGAAACGGAAGCCGCCACCGUAGGGUUCUUUGACACGGUCAAGGACUACGUCUUUGGUCGCGAGCGAAGCUUGGUGAACAUUGUAAGUUUCCCUAGUUCCCGGCAUGUCCAACUCACAUACAACCGAACGUACGCCUACCGCCUUCCUCCGACACUCAUUAACACUGCCCGUGCUCUCGCCAACUUCCAUGAAGAUGCAGUGUUCUCCGACGCCCACAUCAGCGGUAUCGGCAACAUCGCUGCUCGCACUCUUUUGCAUACCAUCAUUGCUUCUCUCGAGCGCAUCGCCUUCGACGGAGACCCGUUGCAGUUCCUCCUCAUCGAGUCAUCCUACCACCCCUUCAUCUCCCUCUUCCACGCGACCGACAUCGUUGAGACGUUCCCAGAACUGAAGGCUAUCCCGGACCCUGCCUCUAGUUUGAUGAUCGAGCUCAUCCGCGGUGCGCCCCCCGAUACACGCGAUUUCCUCCGCUUCAAGUUCACCAACGGCUCGCACCCCGCCCAGACCGUGCAUGUCUUCGGCCACAGAGGGGAUAUCCCGCUCACAGAGUUCAUCUACAAGACACAGGACGUUGUAAUCUCGAAUAACCGUCAGUGGAGGGAGGUCUGCACCGCCAACUCCGCUUCCACGUCUGUCUUUUCCACGGAAAACUUGAACGUCAACGCGCUCUUGGCUCUGGGCGUGUUCAUCUUUGCCUUGCUUGCGCUUGGCUUUUCGUAUAAAUGGAAGGCAAACAAAAAGAGGGGUGUCAAGCUCGCGGGUGAAGAGGUGAGUCCUUGCAAUGUGUACGGGUACGGUUCGUGCGGCAGUGGUGUAGGACCUGCACACUUCAUGACCUCUUCGUCGCAUACUGACUUGUACUUUCCAUAGACGACCCUCCAAGUGGCAGAGAAAAACCUUGGCACUGUUAGGUUCGUCUAAAGUGACGGUGUCGACAAUGGAUUCU
This is a messenger RNA of Guyanagaster necrorhizus, 1533 nucleotides long. Its product is annotated as phosphoglycerate mutase-like protein. Gene Ontology annotation, molecular function: phosphatase activity. The record is from RefSeq and is a predicted model, not a curated record. The transcript has 3 exons. NCBI's taxonomy places the organism in Eukaryota, Fungi, Basidiomycota, Agaricomycetes, Agaricales, Physalacriaceae. Gene Ontology annotation, biological process: dephosphorylation. Bases 99 to 1457 code for a protein of 452 amino acids.